Molecule: messenger RNA, 2250 nt
Organism: Solanum lycopersicum (tomato)
Lineage: Eukaryota; Viridiplantae; Streptophyta; Magnoliopsida; Solanales; Solanaceae
Product: protein LONG AFTER FAR-RED 3
Molecular function (GO): hydrolase activity, acting on carbon-nitrogen (but not peptide) bonds
Source: RefSeq, a predicted model, not a curated record
AGACGUGUUUUAUCUAAUUAAUGAAAAAUAUAUGUGAGGAGUUAGACAGCCAGCAAAUGAUUCUUCGAAGAAUAUCCCAACUUUUGCGAAAAAAAUUCUUGUUGUUGAGAUGAAUGCCUUGUGGGUUAUUGUAUCUGCUUCUUUUGUCCUCCUUCUAUCUGUAGCUUCAAUUCCUCUUCUCAACAACAAUGGAAAUUACUUGACAUACUUGCUGAACUGGAGAAGUUCUUCAUUUUUAAGUGAAGGGGCAGAUUUGUUGGUGACGAAUGGGACCAUUUAUACCAGUGAUGAAGCUCUCCCUUUUGCUGAUUCUAUGGCUAUUGGCAAUGGUAGAAUUCUUCGAGUUGGGAAUUACUCUUCUAUAAAGGAAUUGGCAACAAGUUGGACCAAGGAACUAAAUCUAGACGGAAAGAUUGUGGUCCCUGGAUUUAUUGAUUCCCAUGUGCACUUCAUCCCUGGGGGACUACUGAUGGCACUAGUGGACCUUCGUGGAGUAAAUACAAAAGAUCUUUUUGUAGACAAAAUUAGAAAAGCAGUUGCAAAUGUGAAACAUGGUUCUUGGUUACUGGGUGGUGGUUGGAAUGAUGAUAUUUGGGGAGGUGAUUUACCAAUGGCAUCGUGGAUUGAUAGUAUUACUCCUCAUAAUCCAGUUUGGUUAACAAGGAUGGAUGGUCAUAUGGGCUUAGCUAAUACAUUGGCUCUAACACUUGCUGGAAUUUCACGUAACAAUGACAAUCCAAAUGGUGGAGCUAUUGUAAGAGAUGAUGAAGGGGAACCUACUGGUCUGUUGAUUGAUUCUGCUAUGAAGCUUGUCCUUCACCACAUUCCAGAAGCCACUGUUGAUGAAAGGAGGGAAGCUCUUAAAAGAGCUAGCAAUCAUGCAUUAAAGAGGGGUGUGACAACAGUUGUGGAUUUUGGCAGAUAUUUUCCAGGGGCUUCUCCUGAGCAGUCAUGGGAAGACUUUUCAGAUGUAUAUAAAUGGGCAGAUUUAUCGGGAAAUAUGAUGACCAGAGUUUGCUUAUUCUUUCCAAUGGAGACAUGGUCGCGGUUAGUGGAUCUUAUGAGCAAGUCAGGCCGCGUGCUGAGCCAAUGGAUUUAUUUGGGCGGUGUCAAGGCUUUUGCUGAUGGAUCUUUAGGAUCUAAUAGUGCAUUAUUUCAUGAGCCAUAUGCUGAUGAUCCAAACAAUUAUGGGUUACAAGUGGUGGAUCAGGAUGGUCUAUACAACAUGACUCUUUCUUCAGAUAAGUUUGGCCUUCAGGUCAGCAUCCAUGCUAUAGGUGACAAAGCUAAUGACUUGAUAUUGGAUAUGUAUGCUUCUUUGCCGUCUGAGAAACAAUUUAGAGACCGACGAUAUAGGAUUGAGCAUGCUCAACAUUUGGCUCCAGGAACAGUGGCUCGUUUUGGUGAACAAUCUGUAAUUGCUUCAGUGCAGCCAGAUCACUUAUUAGAUGAUGCUGAUUCCGCAACUAAAAAAAUUGGUUCUGAAAGGGCAGAAAGAGGAUCUUAUCUGUUCAAGUCACUCCUGACAAAUAAUGCACAAUUGGCAUUCGGAUCAGAUUGGCCAGUAUGUAAUUUCUGGAUUUCAUCUGUUUAUGUUUCUUUCAGUACUUUAUUUCUUGUCAAUUACUGUUAUGUCGUGUGUUUUGUUGCUGUCCCCUUUCAGGUAGCAGAUAUUAAUCCAUUGAAAAGCAUAAGGACAUCGAUGAAGAGAAUGCCUCCUGGUUGGGAAAAGGCUUGGAUUCCAUCAGAGUGCUUGUGUCUCGAAGAUGCGCUAAAAGCGUACACCAUUUCAGCUGCUCAUGCAUGUUUUCUUGAUAAAUAUGUUGGUUCAUUGUCUCCGGGAAAAUAUGCGGAUUUUGUGGUUUUGUCAACUAAUUCAUGGGAAGACUUUGCAACUGGAGUUAAUGUAGAUGUUGAGGCAACAUAUGUUGGUGGUUCUAAGGCUUACUCCAUAAAACCUGAAGAUCAAAAAUGAAUAGCACAGGCGACGACAAUUGUGCUGUAUUUGGAUACAUAAAUUUGAAACUGCUGUGCCAGACAAGAAGCGCGAUAUACUAAUUGAUUUUGGUUGGCUUCACUUUUGAUAACGAGUCUUCAAACUGUUAUAAAGGAAUAUGUAAAUUUUAUUAGUGAAAUUGUGUAACUUUUCUGUACUGGAAUGUAAAUGUUUUGAAUCCAUUAUCUCACCUCCAGUGAAUAAGCCUAUAUAUGCUUCUUUUAAGGUUUAACAAUCAGUAUCAACUUGUUUCA